CAGAUCAAUCAAAUCUGAUUCAAAACAUGCUUCAAAAAACUAGCACAUUUUCGCGCCAUCUUAGCUUUCAGAAGCAGCAGCGGCGGCCUCUCAAGGAGCAACUCUUGAUCAUCUUGAAGCAAUGUGUUUCCACCAAAACAGUUCAACAAAUUCACACUCAAAUGCUCAUAAACUCUGUAGAACAACCCAAUUUUUUACUAGCUAAGCUCAUCGAUCUAAAAGAUUUCAGUUACUCCUGCCAUUUGUUCACUUCGAUGCACGAACCAAAUGAUUAUGCUUUCAAUGUCAUGAUUCGUGGACUAGCAACGGCCUGGAAGAGGUUCGAUCUUACUUUAGAACUCUAUUAUAACAUGAAGGUUUUAGGUAUAAAGCCCAAUAAUUUUACGUACCCGUUUUUGUUUAUUGCGUGUUCAAAUCUUUUGGCGGUUGAACAUGGUAGAUUAUCUCAUAGUAUGGUGUUGAGAAGUGGGUUAAUGCUGGAUGGUCACGUGAGGCAUUCGUUGAUUACUAUGUAUUCAAGGUGUGGUUAUCUGGGGUGUGCACGCAAGGUGUUUGACGAAAUUACUGACAGAGAUUUGGUGUCGUGGAACUCGAUGAUAUCUGGGUAUUCAAAGAUGGGGUUUCCUCGGGGUGCUUUGGAAUUGUUUGAGAGGAUGAGGGGUGAAGGAUUCGAGCCCAAUGAAAUGACUUUGGUUAGUGUUCUUGGGGCUUGUGGGGAUUUGGGAAAUUUGAGUUCAGGGAGGUUGAUUGAGGAUUAUGUUGUGGAUAAUGAGAUGAAGGUGAAUUCUUAUAUUGGUUCAGCUUUAAUUGCCAUGUAUGCAAAGUGUGGAGCUUUGGUGUCAGCAAGGAGGAUCUUUGAUAAAAUGGCCAAGAAAGAUUUGGUAACUUGGAAUGCGAUGAUUACCGGAUAUGCUCAAAGUGGAUUAUCAGAUGAAGCCAUUUCAUUAUUCAACAUCAUGAAAGAGGAACAGGUAAAUGCUAAUAAUAUCACAUUGAGCGGAGUUCUCUCCGCCUGUGCCUCAGUCGGAGCUCUAGAUAUCGGGAUUUCAGUCGAUACAUACGCAUCAGAAAGAGGUUUGCAACAUGAUAUAUACGUCGCCACUGCUUUAAUUGACAUGUAUGCCAAGUGCGGGAGAGUAGACCGUGCAUCUAAAGUUUAUGAAAACAUGCCUUUCAAGAAUGAAGCCGCAUGGAAUGCCAUGAUUUCUGCACUUGCUUUCAAUGGACGGUCUAAAGAGGCUAUAUUACUAUUUAACCAAAUGUCUGAAGAUAGGGUUGUUCGCCCGGAUGAUAUAACAUUUGUAGCGGUUUUAUCUGCAUGCGUGCAUGGUGGAAUGGUCAAAGAAGGGCGUCGAUUAUUUGAUCUAAUGAACCCCUCUUUUGGAUUGGUUCCUAAGAUUGAACACUAUACGUGCAUGGUAGAUCUUUUAUCUAGAGCGGGUUUGGUAGACGAGGCAUGGGAUUUUAUUCAGAAAAUGCCUGAAAAACCUGAUGAAAUUGCAUUAGGUGCGUUGCUUGGGGCUUGUCAGAAAGCUCGGAAUCUAGAUGUUAGUGAAAAGGCGAUGCAGCUUUUACUGGAUAUCGAGCCUAGGAAUUCUGGGAACUAUAUAAUUUCAUCACAUAUAUAUGCAGGUUCAAAGAGAUGGGAUGAUUCUGCUAAGAUGAGAUUACUUAUGAGACAAAAUGGUGUGACCAAAGUUCCUGGUUCUAGUUGGAUCGAGAUUGAUGCUCGGGUUCAUGAGUUUCAUGUUGGUGAAUCUUUACGUACCGAAGAAAUCCGCCAAAUGCUUGAAGUUUUAUAUGAUGAGAUGAAACCGGAAGGUUCCAUGGUGAAUAGCAACGGUUUGAAAGGCGAGGAUAAGAAGGUUCCUGUCAAUCUUGAAGCUUAUUAGGGAUCAAAUGAUUAUUCAUUAUGAAUACAAGGGAAUGCAGGAAGAUGUUGAUCAUCCAUUCAUUCGGUCUCUUUAUUGUAUGCUAAUUUGCUCAAGAAAUUGAAAGUUCAUGCUGAAAAAAGACUUAAAAUGAUGACAGAAGUGUUUAACAAAUUUGAGAUGAGAGACAGAGAGACCGGCAACCCGACCAGCCCCACACGGAACCCACCCCUAGGAACCACAAGCAAGGGGACACUUCAGAGCUGACUCAGCGGCUGAGGCUACAGAACGGUUCAAGCCAUUCUCCUUCAUGAUUCGAACUUGAACCCGUUGUCUAUUUGAGCAAAAUCGCUUUGCCAGUUUGCCAACUGAGCUACAUGACAGGGGAAAACUGAAAGGCAUAUUGAAAUUCAGUAAUUGCUUUAUUCACAUAUGAAUAUAGGAUUCAUUAAUAUUCAUCAAUUAUAUGUAGGCAUCCUUAAUUUUGGCCAUUAGGGAGAUACUGAGCUACAAAGCAUUCUUCAAGAUUGCAUCUUUUACUUGUAUAAUACAAACCUCAAUGAA
Cynara cardunculus var. scolymus (artichoke) is the source of this 2435-nucleotide messenger RNA. RefSeq names its product pentatricopeptide repeat-containing protein At2g34400. The coding region runs from base 27 to 1892 and encodes 621 amino acids. Gene Ontology annotation, biological process: RNA modification. The transcript is spliced from 3 exons. NCBI's taxonomy places the organism in Eukaryota, Viridiplantae, Streptophyta, Magnoliopsida, Asterales, Asteraceae. Gene Ontology annotation, cellular component: intracellular membrane-bounded organelle. Gene Ontology annotation, molecular function: RNA binding; protein binding. The record is from RefSeq and is a predicted model, not a curated record.